AUGAGUAGCGGCAAACGCAAGCCAGAAGAACAAUUUGUCGAUGUCCUGAUGGAAAGGAAGGUACCGAAAGAACAGCUCAAGCGGACAAACUUAGGGACGCUUCCCAAACAAGAUGUCAUCGUCAAGAUAUACCUUGCCCACCUCCAAGACAGUACCGGGCAGCCACGAGUGUGGAGACAUUUCCGCGUCUCAGCCGGAAUUAAACUUAGUGUUUUACAAGACAAGGCGAUAGCCCCGGUAAUGGGAUGGGUACGGAACCUGCACGCUUACACGCUCACCGAUUAUAGAGAUGAAUCCGUAUAUGGUCCUGAGGAAAGCAGGGCUGUCGUUAUGGCCCAUGUAGCUCAGGUUGGUUAUGAUUUCCUCCCUGAUGAUAAGUAA
Pleurotus ostreatus (oyster mushroom) is the source of this 381-nucleotide messenger RNA. RefSeq lists its product as uncharacterized. Bases 1 to 381 code for a protein of 126 amino acids. The record is from RefSeq and is a predicted model, not a curated record. The transcript has 6 exons. NCBI's taxonomy places the organism in Eukaryota, Fungi, Basidiomycota, Agaricomycetes, Agaricales, Pleurotaceae.